GAAAAAAUUAAAUAAGGUAGUCAGACCUGUCAAAGAGAGACGUGCAGAAGAGCCGGGAGGUGAAGGAAGAGGGGGACCCGGGGAAUCGGGGCUACCUGGGGGCGGCGUGCUGGAGCAGUCACCUCCGUGUGAUUUUCGGCAAUGUCUGUCUUUCGUUCGGGUGUGCUGGUCUUAACAUCUCCCCUCUCCGCCUUGUCUAUGAGAUUGGCGCCUAUUCUAGCCUCUGCAGCAAAAAUUGUCCAAGAUACCUUGUACGUCCAUCUCCAACCUGGGCUUCUACUGACUGAUUCUUCUCAGCCCGCUUCCACCUACAUCCCAGCAACCCAGGAAAUCUGCAGCCUCAUAUCCAAGCUGUAUUCUGAUGCAGAUCUCCAUAGCAAUCUGGAUGUUCGUGUGCUCUUAACGAAUAUUAAAAACCAAAGCAACAGCCAGCACUUUCUUUCCUCUGUUCAGAACCUCUCUCACCCCCCAGAGGUGGUUCUCACGGACUUCCAGACUAGUGACGGUGGACAAUAUAACCCAGCUAAGCAGCAGCUGGAGAGAUAUGCAACUAACUGUUACAGUUGUAAUCCUCACCUAGUAUCAGUGUUAUUGUACUCAGAGUAUGGAAUAGAAGAUGAUGAUGAUGAUAUUAAUUUGAAGGAAACAAAUUGUGAAGGAAACCCUCUACAGAGUCACAGCAAUGUUGUAGUUGGAGGCACCUUCGAUAGGCUACAUAAUGCCCAUAAAAUCUUGUUGAGUGUUUGUUGUUUGCUGUCAGAAAGGCGUCUUCUCAUUGGUGUCGCGGACAAAGAACUGUUGGACAAUAAGGUCCUGAAGGAGCUGAUAGAGCCCUAUGAAAAGAGAGUAGAAAAAUUGUCCCAGUUCCUGGUUGACGUGAAGCCUUCUCUUGAAUACGACAUAGUGCCUAUUUCGGAUCCCUAUGGCCCUUCAAUCACUGACCCAGAUUUGAAAUGUAUAGUUGUCAGCGAAGAGACCCAAAGAGGAGGACUGUCGGUGAACAAGAGACGUCUGGAAAAUGGGCUCGAUGAGCUGACCAUCCAUCAGAUCCACCUGGUAACAGACCCACACCAUUCUGAAAAUGAAGAGGAGAAAAUAAGCUCUUCUAGCUUCAGGAACCGGCUGCUGGGAACUCUGCUGAACCUUCCAGCUAAGAACCCCAGCAUCCCUUCCCGGCCUUAUGUCAUCGGUCUAACAGGAGGCAGCGGCAGUGGAAAGUCUUCUAUUGCAAAGAGACUGGAGAAGCUGGGAGCUGCUUUAAUAGACUGUGAUAAGUUGGGACACCAGAGUUACAAGCCUGGAGGACCAGCCUACCAGCAAGUUAUAGAGGAGUUUGGUUCAGAUAUCGUCUGUGAAGAUGGCACCAUAGACAGGAGGGCUCUUGCGAGCAAGGUGUUUGGCAAGAAGGACCAAUUAAAGCGUCUGACAGACAUUGUGUGGCCAGCAAUAGCAGCUCUCGCCAAAGAGGCUGUGGAAGAAGCUGCUGAUAACGGUAUAUUGGUUUGUGUGAUGGAUGCUGCUGUUCUCCUGGAGGCCGGGUGGAAUGAGAUGGUUCAUGAGGUGUGGACAGUAAUCAUACCGGAAAACGAGGCUAUUUCCCGUAUAAUGAAUAGAGACGGUGUCAGUGAGGAAGCUGCUAAGAACAGACUGGCUAGCCAGAUGUCCAACAGUGAGCGGGUGGAGGCAUCAAAUGUUGUUCUGUCCACACUUUGGGAGCCAGAGAUAACUCAGAAACAGAUCCAGAAGGCUUGGGAUCUUCUCCAACAGCGGAUCAACCCAGACUUUUCAAAUAACAAGCCCUUACUAAAAUCAAGAUUUUAACCUUGCUAUCUUCAAAGAUUUUGCUGCAGGGGAAUCUAGGACGUGUGUGUUGGGGCCCAGCAGAAAUCGCAUGCCUUAUUCCAUCGGUGUAGACAUCAUUGUAAUGUGUUGUGUCUGGACAGAGCAAUGUUCUCAUUUGUGCUGUAAUAUUCCAAAUGCCCAUACACAUUCAUUCACUUUGUAUGUAUUCUACAUUACAUGGCCAUCUAAUGAUAUUCAUGAAAUUUAAUUGUACUCCUCUGGGUGAGUCUUCAGUUAUUGAUUUCAUUCUUAUAAUCCUGGCUUAUCAUGGCAGAAUAAAGUGAGAAGUAUAAUUUUUUUCUUG
This is a messenger RNA of Bufo gargarizans (Asiatic toad), 2146 nucleotides long. RefSeq names its product Coenzyme A synthase (gene COASY). The coding region runs from base 142 to 1821 and encodes 559 amino acids. Gene Ontology annotation, biological process: coenzyme A biosynthetic process. The record is from RefSeq and is a predicted model, not a curated record. Lineage: Eukaryota; Metazoa; Chordata; Amphibia; Anura; Bufonidae. Gene Ontology annotation, molecular function: ATP binding; dephospho-CoA kinase activity; pantetheine-phosphate adenylyltransferase activity. The transcript is spliced from 10 exons.